AUGGAACAUAUACAUUGGACUGAAAAAUCAAUUGAAUUUGAAAAUUUAAUUGAUGAUUCAACUAUAAAAAAACCAACACUUGCUCAAAUAGGUAAUAAAACAAUUGUUGUUGGAGUAAAAAUAGAUGGAGAGUUUAUUAUGGCAUCACCAUGUAAAGCAUAUAAUGAUCAAUUUAUUCCUAUGGAACAAGAAAUUGUUUUAUCAAGUAAACAUCAAGGUAUAUGGAAAGUAAUAUCGAGAGUAACAUCAAAAAAAGAAGAUCGUAUUCAUCGUUUAUCUACACAAGAUAUUGAAAGAAUUUAUAUACAAGAUAUGAAAAAUGAUCGUUUAAUACCUCGUUUAUAUAUUUGUACAAAAGAGAUAGAAGUAUUUGAUCUUAUCAUUCAUAGUAACGAUUUAACUGUUGUUGAUGGACAACGAAUUAUUCGACAAAUGAUGCGCAUCGAAGAAAAUGUUCAAUUUGAAAUAUGUGACAUUGGUGAAAUUGAAUAUACACCAACAGAAAAUGAACUAACAUCACAAGAUUAUAUAAUCGUGCCAAAAAGAAAAUCACGUCUACUUUUUGCUUUUCGUAAAACGGGCAGUAUCGAUGAAGAAAAAUUAAUUCGUAAUCGUGUUUUACGUUCAUUAUAUUGUGUUACAAAAAAUGAACCAUAUCCCCGUUAUUUUUUUCUUGAAGUCAAUGAAAAACCAUGUGACAUACAUCCAAUAGCUUCUGAAGGAUCAUCAGAAUUACGUUAUCUUCAUUCUACACAAAAUCUAUUUGAUUAUAUCUCAAGUUAUGAAAGUAAUAUUUCACUUUUUGUUAAAUUACUUCAAGGUAAGGUACCAAGAAAAGCAAUUAACUCCAAUGGUUAUAUGUUAUUCAGAAGAACUUUAAUUGGUGAUAAAGUUCCUAUAUAUCUUAUUAAAGAUCAUGUAAUAUGUCUUGUUAAUCCAGAUCUUCCUGUUGAAGUUAAAGUACCAAUAAACCGGCAUAGAUGGCAUACAUUAUUAGAUACUCGCAAAGCUGAACUUAAAUGUAUGCAAUUAUCACUUACAUUACUUUCUCGAGAUGAAUCAGAAAUUUAUGUUACAGUUGAAGAUGAUAAAAUUAUAGCUAAUUAUUUAAAGUCAAAUGAUAAUCCACAACAACAACAAUCAUCUGAUAGAAAUGAAAAACAUACUGAUGACGUUAAAAUUAUUCGUUAUAGUCAAAUAUUGAGUUCUAAAACUGGAAAUAAUACGCAUUUGAAACAAUUAACAUCAACAAAAAAUUUUUCAAAUAAUGAUAAAAUACUUUCCAAUCAACAAAAAACAAAAUUAACAAAAUCGACACCAUUUACUCAUUCGACAUCAGAUAAAUUUUGCCAAAAUCAUGAUAAACAAAUAAAACAAAAUGGUAACAAAAAUAAACGACAACAUUCAAAACAAGAUGAAAAAUCUCAUGAAAUUCAACAAACAAUUUUUCAAGAUAAAUCAAUUUUAUUAUCAUCAUCCUUAUCUUCUUCGACUUUUAAUAAACAUAAACAUUAA
Molecule: messenger RNA, 1515 nt
Organism: Rotaria sp. Silwood2
Lineage: Eukaryota; Metazoa; Rotifera; Eurotatoria; Philodinida; Philodinidae
Source: the annotation of a GenBank genome assembly